GCGCGAGACGCUCCCUUUCUGUUUGCUGCAGCAAGGUCCUUCUACGCAGUUCGGUACGCAGUAGUCCCACGCUCAGCCCUUACUCUACUACUACUCCACCAUGCAAUUGACAUCUCCCUUUUUAAAAGUCUGAAAACUUGGGAAGAAGGUCCCCCCCCCUCAAAUCAGCAGCACUCGAAAUGAGAAAAACAAAGCGUGAAUGCAUCUCUGUCCAUGUGGGCCAGGCCGGCGUGCAGAUGGGGAACACCUGCUGGGAGCUCUACUGUCUGGAGCACGGCAUCCAGCCGGACGGCCAGAUGCCGAGCAAUAAGCCCAUAGGUGGCCAUGAUGACUCCUUCACCACUUUCUUCAGUGAUACUGGCACUGGGCAAUACGUCCCAAGGGCAAUUUUUGUUGAUCUGGAGCCCACCGUCAUUGAUGAAGUGAGAACAGGAACAUACCGUCAACUCUUCCACCCCGAACAGAUGAUCUCUGGAAAGGAGGAUGCAGCUAACAACUAUGCCCGCGGUCACUACACUAUUGGCAGAGAGAUCAUUGACCACGUCCUGGACAGGAUCCGCAAACUGGCUGAUCAAUGCACUGGUCUCCAAGGGUUCUUGGUCUUCCACUCUUUUGGUGGAGGAACAGGUUCUGGUUUCACCUCCCUGCUCAUGGAAAGACUCUCUGUCGACUUUGGCAAGAAGUCCAAGCUUGAGUUCGCCAUCUACCCGGCACCGCAAGUUUCCACGGCUGUUGUAGAGCCUUACAACUCCAUCCUGACCACCCACACCACCCUGGAGCACUCCGACUGUGCUUUCAUGGUGGACAACGAGGCCAUCUACGAUAUCUGCUGCAGGAACCUAGAUAUCGAACGCCCAACCUACACCAACUUGAACCGCCUCAUCAGCCAGAUUGUGUCUUCAAUCACUGCUUCCCUGCGCUUUGACGGAGCCCUGAAUGUUGACCUGACAGAGUUCCAGACCAACUUGGUGCCUUAUCCUCGCAUCCACUUCCCCCUGGCCACCUAUGCUCCAGUGAUCUCCGCUGAGAAAGCAUGCCACGAACAGCUUUCUGUGGCCGAGAUCACAAAUUCCUGUUUUGAGCCAGCAAAUCAGAUGGUGAAGUGUGACCCACGUCAUGGCAAAUACAUGGCCUGCUGUCUGCUGUAUCGUGGCAACGUCGUGCCCAAAGACGUCAACUCUGCCAUCGCCGCCAUCAAGACGAAACGCUCCAUCCAGUUUGUGGACUGGUGCCCCACGGGCUUCAAGGUGGGCAUCAACUACCAGCCUCCCACCGUGGUUCCUGGAGGAGACCUGGCGAAGGUGCAGAGAGCCGUGUGCAUGCUGAGCAACACCACGGCCAUCGCCGAGGCCUGGGCCCGACUUGACCACAAGUUCGAUCUCAUGUACGCCAAGAGAGCCUUCGUCCACUGGUAUGUCGGAGAGGGAAUGGAGGAGGGAGAGUUCUCCGAAGCCAGAGAAGAUAUGGCCGCUUUGGAGAAGGAUUACGAAGAGGUGGGCGUCGACUCGUAUGAAGAAGAGGAGGAAGGCGAGGAAUAUUAAAUAAAAUGCCAAAUAAUAGUUAUUAAAGAAAGGAUUGCAUGUUAUUUUCAAAUUCUAAAUUAUUGCUUUUACCUACUGUUGUAAACUAGCUUUUGACCUUUUUUUUUUUUUUGUGUUUUUUGUUUUCGUCACAAUGAAGUUACCGGUAUGUUUAUUCAGUUUUUCAGUGUUUAGGUGUUCGUUAUUUCAUGUUGACACAUUAAAACACAAUCGGAUUUUGGACUUUAUCAUUGCUCAAUAAAUGCUCAUCCUGAAAA
This is a messenger RNA of Fundulus heteroclitus (mummichog), 1798 nucleotides long. RefSeq names its product tubulin alpha chain. Gene Ontology annotation, molecular function: GTP binding; structural constituent of cytoskeleton. The record is from RefSeq and is a predicted model, not a curated record. Lineage: Eukaryota; Metazoa; Chordata; Actinopteri; Cyprinodontiformes; Fundulidae. Gene Ontology annotation, cellular component: microtubule; cytoplasm. The transcript has 5 exons. Gene Ontology annotation, biological process: mitotic cell cycle; microtubule cytoskeleton organization. The coding region runs from base 180 to 1541 and encodes 453 amino acids.